This is a messenger RNA of Fusarium graminearum PH-1, 2194 nucleotides long. RefSeq lists its product as uncharacterized. Bases 1 to 1740 code for a protein of 579 amino acids. Gene Ontology annotation, molecular function: carbohydrate:proton symporter activity. Lineage: Eukaryota; Fungi; Ascomycota; Sordariomycetes; Hypocreales; Nectriaceae. Gene Ontology annotation, cellular component: membrane. Gene Ontology annotation, biological process: transmembrane transport; carbohydrate transport. The record is from RefSeq and is a predicted model, not a curated record. The transcript has 3 exons.
AUGGCCAUUGCCAUGGGCUGGCAGAAACCCGACAAUGUCGCGGGCUCGUCGGCGCCGGCCAUCAUGGUCGGUCUCUUCGUUGCCUCUGGCGGGUUACUGUUCGGCUACGAUACUGGAGCCAUAAACGGUAUCCUUGCCAUGACAGAGUUCAAGGAACAGUUCGGAAAACACACAAAUUGCGUCGAUGAAAACGGCGCCGUCGACAUUUGCACAAAAGACUCAUCCAUCAUUGUCGCUAUUCUAAGUGCUGGCACUGCCCUUGGUGCUCUACUCGCCGCACCUACCGGCGACUCACUAGGUCGUCGCAAGACUCUACUUCUGGCCGUCGCCAUCUUUUGCGUCGGUGCCAUCUUCCAAGUUGCUGCUAAUAAUAUUGACUUGUUGCUGGUUGGAAGAUUCUUUGCUGGUGUAGGUGUCGGUCUCAUCUCUGUCCUCGUCCCAUUGUAUCAGUCUGAAAUGGCGCCCAAAUGGAUAAGAGGCACUCUUGUCUGCGCCUAUCAAUUAUCAAUAACCUUUGGUCUCCUUGCCGCCUCUAUUGUCAACAUUCUCGCCUCUAAACUUAACAACUCAUCUGCAUACCGCAUCCCCCUUGGCCUUCAAAUCGUCCCAGCCAUCAUUCUCACCGGAGGUCUAUUACUGCUACCAGAAACACCUCGCUUUCUUGUUAAAAAGGGCUUGCAUGAAGCCGCCGGCCUAUCACUUAGUCGGCUACGACGACUCGACAUCACCCAUCCGGCACUCGUUGAUGAAUUGCAAGAGAUGAUUGCCAACCAUCAAUACGAACUAACAUUAGGUCCGGACAGCUACAAACAACUUUUUAUCGGCUCACCACAUCUUGGUCGACGAAUGUUUACUGGAUGCGGACUCCAAAUGCUUCAACAACUUACCGGUAUCAACUUUAUAAUGUAUUACAGCACAUCGUUCUUUGACGGCGCCGGCGUUGAAAGCCCUUACACCAAGUCACUUAUCAUCAACAUUAUCAAUGUUGUAUCGACAAUACCAGGUCUAUUGGUCAUCGAGAAAUGGGGCCGACGAAGACUUUUGAUGAUAGGAGCCCUUGGUAUGGCUGGUUGCCAACUUCUCAUGGCAUCAUUCGAUACUGCGACAGGACAAAGCUAUGAGAAGGCGUCACAAACCAUCCUCAUCGCCUUUUGUGCCAUCAACAUUUUCUUUUUCGCUGCAUCUUGGGGUCCCGUGGUCUGGGUCGUCACUUCUGAAAUUUACCCUCUAAAGGUCCGAGCAAAGGCCAUGUCCGUUUCAACAGCAUCAAACUGGCUUCUCAACUUUGCCAUUGCUUACUGCGCCCCUUACUUGGUCGGCACAGGACCGGGCAACGCCUCCUUUGGUCCAAAAAUCUUCUUUAUCUGGGGCGCCUUUUGCAUUCUGGCCGUUUUCUUUGUGUGGUGCAUGGUGUACGAGACGAGCAAGAUCAGCCUGGAACAGAUCGACGAAAUGUACGAGCGUGUGAACCAUGCAUGGAACAGUAAAUCAUUCGAACCGAGCUGGAGUUUCCAGCAGAUGCUCAAUGAUGGAUGGUCGCCAAGCGCUCAACCUCCAGCUGAUCACGAGCUUCAAACGACAACAAGCGCAUCAAGCGCAGAUACAACUUUGGGUGACGGCGAUGCGUCUUCCAUAACCGUUAGCCAGAGCAACAACAACAGUUCAUCGCCUAAUAACAACAAUGACCAGAACAAAGGUCCACCGGCCAUGUCAAUGGCCAAUGUUGACUUCAGCUACUAGGCUUCGAGCCGUCGAAUUGUUUGUUUGUCUAUAUUGCGUGUCUUUCACCCUCAACGUCACAUAGGGAAUCAGCGAUGGAGUUCACGACGAAGUGGAGUUUGUGGGGUUUACGCGUUAAUGUGUUUUAUAUUAUAUGGUUUCUUUGUUUUCUAACCCAUGUCACAUGGGUCAUAUCACCCCCCGCUUGGGGUCAUGGGACUGUUCGGUACCGGGGAUUUGGGUAGGAUACCACUCUUGGCUCUUGGACUUAUAUCAUGAUUUAUAAUUCUUUCAAGGAGUCAAGUGUCUUUAUGUCGUUGAUGAAUGGAUGCCCGGAUACCCUGUGGGCAGCGGCUAAUUGUCAAGCGAAGCGAGGUGAAGGCGCAUGGCCAUGGAUUUUCUUGGGUAACAGAAAGGACAGUGCAUUGUCAAUCUGAUUGCUAUUUGGCUUCGAAUUCUAAUCCUAUCAUAUCUC